Messenger RNA from Oppia nitens, 950 nucleotides. RefSeq names its product mechanosensory protein 2-like. The record is from RefSeq and is a predicted model, not a curated record. Gene Ontology annotation, cellular component: plasma membrane. The coding region runs from base 123 to 950 and encodes 275 amino acids. The transcript is spliced from 10 exons. Lineage: Eukaryota; Metazoa; Arthropoda; Arachnida; Sarcoptiformes; Oppiidae.
GUACCGGUUUUACUAACAAUCCCGGAUCGGUUAAGUCAUAUGCAACAAAAAAUGCUCCUAAGCCACAAUUGACCAGGGGCAAAAGUAUUAAAUUGGAUUUUUUGGAUAAAGAAAGUACAUCAAUGGAUGAAUUAUGGGCAACAGUUGGCGAGAGUCCAGGUCUCUGUGCAUUUCUAUUGACAGUCAUCUCUGUGAUACUAAUCAUUGUCACUCUGCCCUUCUCAUUGUUUCUAUGUAUUAAGGUAGUACAGGAAUAUGAGAGAGCAGUUAUAUUCCGAUUGGGUCGUCUAGUUAGGGGUGGCGCCAAGGGACCUGGCAUAUUUUUUAUAAUACCAUGUAUCGAUUCAUAUUGCAAGGUUGACUUACGAACCGUUAGCUUUGAUGUACCGCCACAAGAGAUAUUAUCUAAAGAUUCAGUUACUGUUGCCGUCGACGCCGUCGUCUACUAUCGGAUAAGCAACGCAACGGUUGCGGUCAGUAAUGUCGAAGAUUAUGGCCGCAGUACUCGGCUGUUGGCGGCGACAACAUUGCGCAACGUUUUGGGCACCCGUGACUUGGCUCAGAUACUUAGCGAAAGGGAGUCCAUAUCGCAUAUGAUGCAGUCAUCCUUGGAUGAGGCAACUGAUCCAUGGGGUGUCAAAGUGGAAAGGGUCGAAAUAAAAGAUGUCAGACUACCCGUCCAAUUGCAACGGGCAAUGGCUGCCGAAGCCGAGGCCGCCCGCGAGGCCAGGGCUAAGGUUAUAGCAGCCGAAGGCGAACAACGGGCUUCGCGGGCACUGAAAGAGGCGGCCGAUGUCAUAGCGGAUACACCGGCCGCUCUGCAGCUCCGGUAUCUCCAGACACUCAACUCGAUUGCGGCCGAAAAAAAUUCAACCAUUGUUUUCCCGAUACCAAUGGACUUAUUCAAGGGUUUCCUAAAACGCGAGGAAAUAGCUUCAAGAGCCUCAUAA